AGACAAGAACGAUAGAAAAUGGCGAGUCAGUGUAAAAGGCAGCAAUGCACAAUCGACAGGCGCGGCUUUCGGCAGGAACUUGACUCUUGGCGACACAAACUAGUUCACUGUGUAGGUUUUGAGAGCAUUCUCGAAGGUCUGUUUGGUCCAGAGCUGGUAGAAGACCUCACAUUAUUUAAGGACUUUGAGCCGACAGCCGUGUCUGACUGGUCAUUUGAUGAAAAUUGUCUUUUCUGUUGUUUGAGACGAGACAAAGUAAAGGAACACCUAAUUGGCUUAAGCAACGAGGAGCUUGAAGAUACAGCUAAACCUCUCCUCGUUAAAGAUCCAAACACAAUCAACAAACUAGAGAAACAAGCUGAGGAAUUUCUCAAUGCAGUCCUCAGCAAAAAAGAUGUGCCAAAUUUCUCUGACCCACACAUUCCAGUAGUGGCUCGAGAAAUCCUUCAGAGAAUGAUCCGACAGUUCGCUGCCGAAUAUACCUCAAAAACCAGCUCCCCUCAGGACAGUGGCUCUGAUUCCCAGCCUUGCUUUGACCAAAGCCCACCCUUGCUCUCAGGGGCUGCUCCUUCUACCAGCCCUGCUGCCACCCUGGCUGUGCCUGCACACAACCAGAACCCCGUCCUCAGCAAGCUCCUCAUGGCUGACCAGGAUGCUCCUCUUGACCUCACCAUCAAGAGGCCCCUGGCUGUGCCUCGUGAACAAGAUGGAGUUCUGGACUUAUCUAUCAAAAAGAAUCGCUGUAGCAGCAGCAGCAGCCUGCCUGUCCGUAGUCCCUGCCUUCUCCAGCCACAUCCAUGCUCAAAGGGUAAGAUGGCUUUCUUUUUCUUUGUCGCUUUAGUCUCCAGUCUGCGAUCCUUGAGAGCGGACGGGCAAGUCGGGCUGUUUAUGAAGAGCCUACAGGAUGGGAGGAGGAGGGAGAAUAUCAGCCACUCCACCCGUUAUAAGCCUUCCUCGUCUCUUGCAUACGCGCUGCACAUCAAAGAGGAGCCAGAUCUGGAGAGCGACCCAGAGUCACCUCUCAGCCGCAGCUCCAGACCUACUGACCUUUUCAAAAAUGGAUCUGCUUCCUGGAAUUCCAAAAGUAAUUUUGGGGCCCUGCUCAAACUCAAAACCAACAGUGAGGCUAGUGAGCACCUAAAAGACAUACCCAGGUUGUUGGAAGCUGCUGGACUUUGGUCAAAGUCACUUGCCUAUGAGAAAGGAAACCUCCAGGAGGCUUGCAGGGACCACGGCCUCUCGCUUUCUCAUUCAUCAUCUUUUGACCUCAAGAUUCCCCAGGUGCGAGUUUUGGCAACAGACCCAUCUUGGGAUUCCCUGUCCACUGUGUAUUCAGGAUUAGCUUGUGAGAACAGUCUGGGAAAGGCACUUCGUUCCAUUCUACCAAGGCAGAUCCAGAAAAAGAGCAGUGGUGGUUUCAGUAGCUCAGGUUCAGAGAAGGAAUUCUGGCCUCAAGACACUGAUCGCAAAGCCUUGCGGGGAAGCUAUCCUCUGGAUUCAGAGUCGGACCUCAUUAACAAGCAGCCAAGGAAGAAACGUGGGCGAUACAGACAGUACAACACUGACCUGCUCGAGGAGGCUAUUGAUGUGGUGAUGGGUGGGAAAAUGAGUGUGUCUAAAGCCCAAACGAUCUAUGGCAUACCACACAGCACCCUGGAAUACAAAGUUAAAGAGCGACUGGGGACCUUAAAACAUCCACCCAAGAAGAAACUGAAGCUGAUAAAGAUAGAGGAGCAGAGUGUUUCACAUUCCCCAGAGAGGAAAGAAUUACAGAACUCCCAGCACAUUGUUUCUGAGAAAAGAGAGGGUACAUCUGAAGAAAACGGAAAUGAUUUCCAUGAUGGAAGUCUCUCAUCAAAUGAGUGAUUUAUAAUUGUAAAGUACUUGUAAAUAUGUACUUUCACCAGACAGAUAUUGCAUUUGCCAGACAGUGGUAGUAGCUGACUUGUUUUCCCAUACAACCCUAAUAAUUGUAUGUAAUAUUUAUACCAAAAUACCCCUAUUUAUUAUUACCUUAUUUUAUUUUACCAUUGUAAACACUCAAAAUGUCUCCCUGCCCUAGAUAUUGUGCCUGGAAGGCAUACUUGCUAUUUUGUAAUUAUAAUAUACUACAGUAUAUUGUAGAUUUAAUUUCAGUUUAUUUAUUCAGGUUAUGUUUUAAAAACUAUAAUUUCCUGGCUCCAUGAAUUAAUUAUUAACAUGCAGAACCAAAUUGAAUCAUCUCUGAGGAAGUGGCACCCCUCAGUGUCUUCUCCCAGUACUGUUCAGAGCACUUGGUCCUAUUUUCAAAGAGAGAGUGUGUAUAUAGUUAGUUCUACUGUGUAUUUAGGCCUUUAUGGAUAGCAGUGAAAGUCUCUGUCACGGUUUCGCAAAUGCACAUCUGAAAUAGACACUGGAGAUGUAAGAACAAAACUGUUUGUCCAAACACUAUUAUAUUCAGAGUAUGUGUUCAUUCUAAACACUAUAUUCAAAAUAUUUAUUUAUUAUUUUUAGUCUGUUGGAAUAACAUUGUGUGUUCACUUUCCCUUUGAAUCCAAACGAUGAUACGUUUGUGCCACCCAUAUUUUCUUCUGUAUGUUUUGCCGUCCGAUAUGAAUGGUAUGAUUUUUAUUUAUUUUUUACAUUGCCUUCACUGCACUCAGGAUACAUUUAGAUUGGAAUGCAGUACUUGUCAGUCAAAGACAAUGUCUCUUAUCAGAUAGUGGAUCACUGUACACACUUAUAUAUACCUCGGCUACAGAAUCAUUGCCUCAUGCAAGUCCCCUCUGAUGGGAAAGGAUAACAUGCCCAAAUCCCCCUUUUUGAGGUUACAUUUCAGGAUGUCUUACUGACAAAUAUGUGUGUCCUACUCUCAGAUGACUUCACAACAUACCUUAACUAGUUAUCGGUAGCAUUUUAGUGCCAGUGUAAGCCUUCAGAUGUCAGGUAUUAUCUCUGGGAACGUCUUUCGCUGAGACACAAGAAGGGCAGAAUCUUUCUUUUUCUAUUUACGAUGUAUGAACGUAUUAUACAUAUACUGUACAUACAUAGACAUCUAGCUUGCCAAUGGCACAUGAUAAAGAAUGGUCUCUUCAGGAUAAUUAACAACUCUCUCCUUGUUCGUGAGGAUGACACUCCGUUAUUGUGACCUAAUUAUCACCUAAUUAUUCACUUUCAUGAAAGGUGCACUAGCUAAACUCUUGGUAUCAGAUUCAUUUUAACUCUAGAUUACAUUCAGGUAUAUUUAAGUGUUUGCUGCAGAAAAAAAGAGAUAAUAAGAUUAGUUCUAUGUUCAUUUUGGUUUCAAUAAAAUCUAGAAGCAUUGUCAUUUUUAGAAGCUCUUAGUUCACAGUCAUUAUUUUAUAAAGAAACUAAACUUUUAUCGAGCAAUAUUAGCAGAUAGAUCUUAACAUACUGGUUGACUGUGCUAGCUUAUUAACAUUUGCUAGCUAGCCAAAUUAACUUGUUGGCUACUGUUAUAUUCACGCGUCAAUCACAUCAACCUUUUUAUGUUACCAUGGCAAAAAUUCAAUGAAAAUACAUGUCUUGUUGAGAAGGUGUGUGUGUGUGUGUGUGUGUGUGUAUAUAAUACCAUCUCAGCCUGAGCAUCUAAUUUGCAAGUAAUUGAUCCAUAAAAAACUGCUUUAUAGAGGCUAUAAAUUACAGAAGGUUGGGUCAUGGUGCUGUUACUAUACAUUAAAGUUUAAAAAAAAAAAUUUGACAAAAAAAAGGCCUGCCCCUGUUGCCAAUACAUGCCAUUUUCAUUGAAUUUUAGCCAAGUGGACUCUGCAGAGGGAACUCUGUGUUUUUGACUUGUUUUGCCCUACCAGGACACCUCAUUGUGCAUUAUCAUUUAUACCUCAGGACAUUCCAGAAUAUGGGAUAAUGGCCCAUAAUUCUUUCAUCAGGUUGAUGCACAACUCGAGUAGAUCUUGGUUAAUAUUUUUUGCCAACACUGCAGGAUUUUAGAUGUACACAAUGUUGCUUAGAUGGACGUUGAUGUUUUGAUAAAAAUAAAUGAUUCCUUCACUACAAGCAUUAGUUCAGAAGUUAUAUUUGCAGGCAUAUAAUACAUACAAUUGCCUAGAUUGUAAACAUUUUUUAGUGAGAUUUGGUAGUAACAUAUAGUAAAGGGACUUGCACACAUUACUUAUUACUUGUAUGUCAAUAGCAGUGUUGUCAAACACCAGUUUAACUUUAUGUUAGAUGGUAAACUUGUCUGGCUUCUGUGUUUUUAUUGUUUUAUAAAUUCAGGAAUUCUUUAGUUUUUUAUGUUUCCAUUUCUUGCCACUUUAGGGUUAAAAUCUUCAUUAUGUGUAACUAAUGAAGGACUUUGAAUUGCAUAUAAUGUUCAUCAUACAUAUUCAAAAAAUGUCUGAAUAUCUUUUGGCUUGGUAAAAAAAUUCACAUAUGAUUAAGUAAAAACAAAUCACUGAUUCACUUUCAUUGAUUACAUUAUUCUUGCAUUGACAAUCACUCAGCAUUACUCAAAAGGACACUUUAUUUUCCCAUUCAGAGCAUUAAAUGCAUUUCAAUUAAUAUAUUACAAGCGCGUUUGUUGUGCUGGCAGGUAAACAGGUUAUUGCGCUCCUCACUGACUAUUGUAGCAAAUCUAAUGGUUGACUACCUCAAUCUGGAAAACCCAUAUCACAGUCUACUGUGUUGUAGAUUGUGAUAUGGCUGUUUUAAUGUAGCAUUUUUUCAUUUACACAACACAGUCCAUUGUAAAAAUCUUAAAGCCAAAUAGUUUAUAGAAAGAGCUGUCAUACAUUAUAUAAGAUGGCAGAACAUCUGUCAAAGUGCAACCGUUUGUAAACAUUUCAGUGUAUCUGUGAAAUUAAUCGUGCCCCGCUCUAUUUAUUAUUUUCUUUGUCUCAACACUUGUCUUUUCAUUUUGGGGUGGGGAUGUUAUUCAGACAGUUAUGACCAAAAGCAUUUUUUAUUAUCCCCUGCUUUGGAUAAACUAUUUUUCCUCAAAGUGGAGGAGUUUCAUCCCCUUAUAUACCUACUCAAACUGAUACGUUUAGAAUUAUUUUAUGUAUGCAGUCUUUAUUAAUUGAUACUUACAAAUUAAUGGUUUUAUCAUCAAUUCAGUAACCAUGAAUGUAAAUUGCUUUGAUCAAACAAGAACUAAUUCACAUAGUGUUUAUAGACACAAGUAGAUCAUUUUAGACUAAAGAUAUAUUUAACUCUCUUUCAUUAUCGAUGUGGAGGGACAACAGUUAAGAUUGUCCCUCUAUAUUCUGACGCAAGUUGGGUAUCUUUUGCUUGUUUAAUAUAAUGUAUGUGGACAAAAGUCGAGUGACCCUGUCCAUACAAAUAUAUGUACAGAUAACGUAUAUUUGAUUUAACAUUAACAAUGUGUACAGGAAUGACACUGGAUAUGUUGUGCAUGAUUUGACAAAGUCAUAUGUGUCAGUGGGAAGUUAGUUGUAUAUUGUGAAAGUUUAUCUUUAAGGCAGUUUUAUUGAAAGUACUGGAGUGUUGGUGUGUUUACCGUCAAGUCAACAAUGUAUAAAUUAGAGUGUACUGUGAACGUGAAAUAUCCCUAAACCAGUUCUCAAUCUGGUUAAUGGUUCACUGAAGAUGUAUGAUGAAAUAUAGUAGUUCGUAAUCGACAGAUUAUCUACAUCCCUAAUGUGCAGUAUAUGAACAUCGUGGAAGAGUUAACACAAAUUGGUUUGUGUGCUUGUGAAAUAUUGUGGAAAUGAGUUUAGUUUGCUUCUGCUUGUUAUAUUUCUGGACGAAAAUGGCAUGUACACUCUGUCAGUUCCUUACUGUAAUGCUAAGUGAAACAAAGAGCGAAACCCUCAGGGAUGAAACACUUACCACUCAUUAUUCAGGUACUCCACUUUACUCCUUAGACCUUGCAAAGAGGGAUGUGAAGUUGAUGAGCUUAGCAAAAAAAUUGGUCCGGUGCCAGUUCCAGCAAAUGUUAUUUUUUAAUCCCGACAAAAUAUUUUCUAAUCUCAAAAAGUUAUAUUUGAGACAUGUUGGCAUGCUGUAGAAAUAAUUUAGUUUGCAGCCCAAAAAAGUAGAACAUCCUUUCACAGUUUUAUUGUUUUUAAUACUUUGUUACACACUGAAUGUCAAUAUAACCUCAUUGCGAGUAAGAUGGUAUUUCAUUAAUAACUUUCUCUCCAGUCCAGUGCCUCAAACAGCACAUAUUUGAUUUAAAAAUGUUUUUUAAGCAACACUAAAACUGUAUUUCUGGGGACUUCAACAACAAGUUCUAAGACUCACACCUCCUACUUCAAAGGUUGUAUUGUUAACAUUGCAAUUUAAAGCUUAAAUCUGGAAUGUUUUUGAAUCACUAUUCUAUUUGUUAGUCCAUUUAGUGGAGUAUACUAACAUCAGUUUGACACUGUUAGUUUGUAAGUAUCUAUUUCAAACAAAUUUUAGAUGAUGCUCAACUGAUCAUUUUCUGACUACAUGUGCAACAUGCAGUUGCCAGCACCUCUUGCUCAGCAGCACACGCUGUGAGAAAAGCUACUUCAAUUCAUCAUUACUCAGCAUAGCCUUGUGACAUGUCACCUCAGGGAUCCAGAUGUGGUUUCAUUUGUGUGUUCCUUUUCUUGUUAAAAGACCACAAAGAAUCUUGGGAAGGAUUUUUUUUUUUUUACAAAGAAAUAACCUUUUCAGUAAGAUUUAUAUAUUUUUGCUGUAUUGGUAUAAAUGUUCAAAGGCUCUUGGAGGGUUUUGUAAUAGAGCUACCUCACUCAAAAAAACGUAAGCCAGAAAUACAGAAACAAGCCCCCACCCAAACAAAACCUCACACGUAUUACAAUAACAAAAUGUGCAUGUUGCGCUUGAUUUUACUUUUAAUAGAUAAUUUGUCUUAAGUUGUUGAGCACUUGUGUCUAAAUGUCAUUUGUUGCACUAUUUAUUAAAUACAUGAAAGCCUGACAAAAAUGAUGUACACUAUAUUCCCCCCAUAUGUAUUUGCUCUUUAAGGUGAUAAACAUGUGUAUGAUUUGUUGUUAUCAAAAUGGGCAACCAUUACUAAAUGUCUUGUGCAUGUGUAAGAUUUCCUCGAUGUAUACGGUAACUAAAGGCACCACUGUGCAAAAAAGAAAAAUAUUAUAGCUGUAACAAUGUAAUUGGUUCACUGGUUGAAAGAUUCACUUUUAAAAUGACCUAUUCUUCUAAUAAAUAUGCAAUGAUAAACAUUGUUAAACAUUUGUGAAU
This is a messenger RNA of Cyclopterus lumpus (lumpfish), 7167 nucleotides long. RefSeq names its product ligand-dependent corepressor-like. The transcript is spliced from 7 exons. The record is from RefSeq and is a predicted model, not a curated record. Gene Ontology annotation, cellular component: nucleus. Gene Ontology annotation, biological process: regulation of transcription by RNA polymerase II. NCBI's taxonomy places the organism in Eukaryota, Metazoa, Chordata, Actinopteri, Perciformes, Cyclopteridae. Gene Ontology annotation, molecular function: DNA binding. The coding region runs from base 19 to 1866 and encodes 615 amino acids.